AUGGAGAACUACUCCUUCCCUGAGACCAAUUCCUCAUGUGCAGACUGCACUGUGAGAGAGCAUGGGGAUCUGAAUAUUCCACUUAGUCCCAGGUUCUACGUCACAGUGCCUGUCAUCUACUCAGUCAUCUGUGUCGUGGGGCUGACAGGCAACACUGCUGUCAUCUAUGUAAUCCUCAAAGUGCCAAAGAUGAAAACAGUAACCAACACCUUCAUCCUCAACCUGGCCAUCGCUGAUGAGCUCUUUAUCCUGGUGCUACCCAUCAACAUUGCUGACUACCUGCUCCUGCAGUGGCCCUUUGGAGAGUUCAUGUGCAAGCUCAUCAUUUCUAUAGACCAAUACAACACUUUCUCCAGCAUCUAUUUCCUCACUGUCAUGAGCAUUGACCGCUACCUUGUUGUGGUGGCCACGACCAAGUCCAGGAAGAUGUCCUACUGCACCUACCGAGCAGCCAAGAUUGUGAGCCUUUGUGUCUGGUCCUUUGUCACAGUCAUCAUCCUGCCCUUCACUGUCUUUGCUAAGAUACACAAGGAGCAGGGGCACUCCCAGUGUGUCUUUGUGUUCCCCCAUCCUGAGAGUGCGUGGUGGAAAGGCAGUCGGAUCUACACCCUUAUUUUAGGCUUUGUCAUCCCAGUGUCCACCAUCUGCACCCUCUACAUCACCAUGUUGUGCAGACUGAGACAUAUGCAACUCAAUUGCAAUGCAAAAGCUCUGGACAAAGCCAAAAAAAAGGUGACGAUGGUAGUUGUCAUCUUGGCUGUGUACCUGCUCUGUUGGACACCCUAUCACCUUAGCACAGUGGUGGCCCUCAUCACAGACAUCCCACAAACUCCACUCAUCACUGGGAUUUCCUACUUCAUCACCAGCCUAAGUUAUGCCAAUAGUUGCUUCAACCCUUUCCUGUAUGCCUUUCUGGAUGACAGUUUCCGGAGGAGCUUUCGCAAACUGAUAGAUCGCAGAACCACCUCAUAAAACCAACCCUCUGUCUCCUCAUAUGUACCUCCUACAGUCACCUGCUUUUCCUGGGUGAUUCCAACUCAGAGAAUGCUUUCUCUGCAGCCUCCUUGUGAUUGCCUACAAGUCUUCAGGUUACCUCACUACCCAAGACAUGAACAGGGAACAAGUGUAUCUUUCUCAACUGUUCUGCACUCAUUUCUGUAGCAUUGCUUUCCUUGCUAUUUUUUCUUUUUCUGAUUUUUAUUUUCAUUUUCAUUUUCCUUUUUCAUACCUUCUCUCUAACGUGCUUUCUGACCUAGGUUUGUAGCACACAGAGCUGCAGCAGGUCCCUUUUCCCUUUUUAAAGGUAUUGCUUUGUGAACUCAAGCCACAUGACUGUCUCAGUUACUGGUGAUUUGUAAAGCCCAAUAAAGGUAUGUUACAGUGUCUUGCUUAAU
This is a messenger RNA of Neopelma chrysocephalum (saffron-crested tyrant-manakin), 1394 nucleotides long. It is a transcript of the gene NPBWR1, whose product is annotated as neuropeptides B and W receptor 1. Gene Ontology annotation, biological process: neuropeptide signaling pathway. Gene Ontology annotation, cellular component: membrane; neuron projection. Gene Ontology annotation, molecular function: neuropeptide receptor activity; neuropeptide binding. Lineage: Eukaryota; Metazoa; Chordata; Aves; Passeriformes; Pipridae. The record is from RefSeq and is a predicted model, not a curated record.